UGUUCCUUGUACUGAACGGUUCAGAAUUUUUGAGGGUUUUGAUACGAGAUGGUGAACGCCACUAAAGGAUUGUUCGUCUCUUGCGACAUACCUAUGGCGCAAUUCAUCAUCAAUUACAACAAUACACUGCCCCCUUCACAACAAUUCAUAAUACAUGUCUUGGAUAGUACUCACCUGUUUGUGCAGCCCCAUGCAGCUGAAAUGAUAAGAAGCGCCAUUUCCGAAUUUAGAGAUCAGAAUUCUUAUGAGAAGCCUACUUGAAUCCUUUAGAUUUAGAGACCAAAUUGGUCACAUUGUAUUUGUAUCUUGGUUUAUUGUGUCCAUGUAUCAAAUCUCCCUUCCAGCUCUGUCACCUGUAGCUCUUAUUU
Prunus persica (peach) is the source of this 368-nucleotide messenger RNA. Its product is annotated as RNA polymerase II transcription factor B subunit 5. Gene Ontology annotation, biological process: transcription by RNA polymerase II; nucleotide-excision repair; nucleotide-excision repair, preincision complex assembly. The coding region runs from base 49 to 261 and encodes 70 amino acids. The transcript is spliced from 3 exons. Gene Ontology annotation, cellular component: transcription factor TFIIH holo complex; transcription factor TFIIH core complex. NCBI's taxonomy places the organism in Eukaryota, Viridiplantae, Streptophyta, Magnoliopsida, Rosales, Rosaceae. The record is from RefSeq and is a predicted model, not a curated record.